Carcharodon carcharias (great white shark) is the source of this 222-nucleotide messenger RNA. RefSeq names its product mediator of RNA polymerase II transcription subunit 2-like. The transcript has 4 exons. Lineage: Eukaryota; Metazoa; Chordata; Chondrichthyes; Lamniformes; Lamnidae. The annotation marks the transcript as partial. The record is from RefSeq and is a predicted model, not a curated record.
AUGACGCGGGUUGACGUCGGUGAGAGGAGCAGCAGAGUGGAGAAGCAAAGAGAGGAGCAGGAGGAAAGAGCAGCAGAGAGGAGAAGAGAAAGUAGUGCAACAGAGAGGGGAAUGAGCAGCAGAGAGAGCAGAGAAGUGAGAGGAGCCACAGAGAGUGAAGCAAAAGAGAGACAGAGAAGGGAGCAGCAGAGAAGGGAGCAGCAGAGAAGGGAGCAGCAGAGA